Messenger RNA from Haliotis rubra (blacklip abalone), 5036 nucleotides. RefSeq names its product piRNA biogenesis protein EXD1-like. The transcript is spliced from 6 exons. The record is from RefSeq and is a predicted model, not a curated record. Gene Ontology annotation, biological process: nucleobase-containing compound metabolic process. The coding region runs from base 375 to 1745 and encodes 456 amino acids. NCBI's taxonomy places the organism in Eukaryota, Metazoa, Mollusca, Gastropoda, Lepetellida, Haliotidae. Gene Ontology annotation, molecular function: nucleic acid binding; 3'-5' exonuclease activity.
CUAGCCAUAAAUUAUGAACGGCCCCAAAGCAACGAGAUAUUAAUGGAAGCAACGACAAAAUAAUUGAAGUAAUGAGAAGCUAUUUGAAAUAACGAGAAAGUACUCCAAAAGCACGGGCAAAAUAAUCGAAGAAAUGAGAAAAAAAUAGUUUAUGUCACAAAAGUGGCAGCUUUAGGCUUUCGUUGAAACGCACAAGUCCGUAGCCCCCGUUCGGACAACGACCCAACUGCGCCAGUUCAGAUUUGACGGAAUAGAGUUACCUCCCUUUGUACCGCGAACGAACUUUCGGUUUAUGUUCUUCGUACCAACACAGUCUCUCUUAAGCGGUAGCAGUGUUUUGCUGAUGCCUUGACUCUUUACCGAUACACAGUAAGAUGGCAGAAGAUGGAGUACGCCACAAGGUUGUGGAUAACAUCGAUGACAGCGUCAAGGCAGUCGGUGACCUCCUGCAGGAAUCUGUCGUUGCUGUGAACUGCGAGGGAAUCCAUCUUGGAAAGAAGGGCCCUCUCACUCUUCUCCAGGUGGCCAAACUAGACGGUUUUGUCUACUUGUUCAAUGUGUUCGUUGAGCCAAAAGUCUUCACUGAAGGCCGACUAAAGUCGUUUCUGGAAAACAAAGAUAUCAUCAAGGUGUUUCAUGCCUGCAGCCACGACAGUGCCGCCCUCAAGUGCCAGUACGACGUCAUGCUCGUCAACGUGUUUGAUGUAAAGGCGGCCCAGUAUGUUAUUGAAAAGUCCGAAGGGAGACAACUCCCGUCUCACCGGAAGUUGCUGGACCUGUGCCGCUUGUACACAGACGUCACAUCGCUUGAGGGGAAAGAAGAAGUUCAAGCGAAAUGGUACAAGGCAGAUGGGGCCUUCUGGGCUAAAAAAGAAUUAUCGCCGGAAAUGGUAGACUACGCAUGUGCAGAUGUGCGGAUUCUGUUACCGGGAGUGUAUGACAAGCUGAAGAGGGCACUUGAUGAAAAAGAGCUGUGGGCAGCGUUAAAUGAAAGAGUAGAAUUUGAAUUGAACUUUCGAUGGAAUGAGAAUGUCAAAUAUGGAGAGACCAAGACUACCAUUAAAAACAUACUUCGCCAGUUCUCAACAAAAUAUACCAGUAAUGUCGAGCUGGAUGACAUCACAAGCGAGGAUGACAUUCAAGCGUUGAAACAGAUUCCAAUCCGAGAAGUAGGACAAUUUCCUGAUACUGUCAUGAAACUGAAAAGCCAAAUUCUAAAAAAGGAAAUGGACGAAUUGGAACAAGCCUUAACAGAAAAGGCCGACUCUUUCGUUCCGAUGGGAUGGCACUUCGGAAUGCUGGACGCCGUCAAGAGCAGCCCUGAUCCUGCAGUAAGCAUGGCAGCAGGUAUACUGAAAGUCAAGCUGGUGGAGAUUCUGAAGACGGACCUAAUUACUAAGUACGAUGUGACAACUCCAGGUAAAUACAUCUCGGAGAGUGAGAAGAUAUUCUUGAGAAGACUACCUUCUACCGGCACCAACCCAGCGGGCCACCCUGUCCUCUCCUAUCUUUACAACGUUGUCAUCGACAGCGACGUGGAGGAAAUCGAGACUCUGAGGCAGAAGUUCCGGCGUGAAGGCAGUCGUUUCAGACUUAACCAUGCAGACCUCCGACGAUGCAAGAACUACAUCAGCGCUCCUGGGGUUCCUGAGAGGCUUAAGACAAAGGCCAAUGCAUUUCUGAACGAAUUAAAGGCUGGGGUGGUGGAAUCUCCCAAAACGAGGCCGCGGAAUCAGUUUAGAUAGAUUUUGAGUGUCUUUAGAAUUGUCUCCACGACCUGGAGCCAUGUCUGUUUUCAAAUAUACUCUUCUUCCAGUAAUGACGAAGCUUCAUUCCACAAUUAAUGCCUCAAGAUUCAUUUUGUAAACUAUUCCAUUAUUGCACUAUGUUAGAAGCGUCUCCACGACCUGGAGCCAAUGUCUGUUUUCAAAUAUACUCUUGUUCCAGUUAUGACGAAGCCCCAUUCCACAAGUAAUGUCUCAAUAUUCAUUUUGUGGAACUAUUCCAUAACUGCACGAUGUUACGAAUGAAACUGAUGUGUCUUACCACUUGCUGUCUUUUAUGUUAAUUCAAACCUGCACUAUUUCUGAAUAACCCGGAUGUGCUUCAGCCCUCUAGACUUGUCAAGAACCUUUAUAUGUUUUGCAUUGUGCCUGUCAGGUACCUUUAUAUAUACUGUAUAUAUACACAAAGAAAAAAGUUAAGCACCCCCUGAUAUUUUUAUGAAUUUUUCCCCCAUUAUUUGAAAUAGUGAUACAAGGUAUAAGUAUGGGAAGAGAAGAGUUUGCGCGAGACGAUAUAACCAGUGAUCACGCUCGUGUCGCAUGUGACAUGCACGUGCAACAUGCUACCACCGAGGAUCACAAAAAGCAGUACGGCUUUGUGGGUAUUUAACGUUGGCUGAAACGGCCAUUCAAGCAUAUUCAUUGAACAUGUCAAUCGACACAAGAAAUCAGAUUAUUGGUAUGCAUACCGCUGGAAUGUCCUUUAAGGCGACUGGACGAAAUCUGGGCUGCCAUUACACCGUUGUUAGCCGUUUAGUCCGGAAACAUGCGCAGACCGGAAGUGCAAUGAACCGUCCAAGUUCUGGAAGACCUCCUGUCACUUCACCGCGUGAAGACAGACAACUGAUGCGACAUGCACGUCUGAGCCCUUCAGACUGUGGUUACCCAAUCGGCCCAUCAACACCAGAACAGUCAGAAAUCAUCUAAAAGCGGCAGGAUUGAAGGCCAGAAGUGUCAUUAAACGUCCCUUGUUGAGAGACCACCAUAAAUGUGCACGUUUGGCAUGGUGCUUGGCCAGACGACACUGGAAUCUGAGGACCUGGAGGAAAAUCCAUUGGUCGGACAAAAACCGCUUUUUACUUUAUUUUACUGAUGAACAUACACGUGUUUGGAGGCAUAAAAACACAGCUUAUACCCCCAGGAACAUUCUGACAACUGUUGCCUAUGGAGGAGGAUCUGUCAUGGUGUGGGGAUGCAUCUCUCAUAAUUGCAAGCUGUAUCUGGUCACCAUCAGGGGCAACUUAAUGGGAGCUCAAUACAUCCGGAACGUCAUACAACCAGUCGUUGUCCCUCAUUUUGAUAACCAUCCACUUGCUACACGACCUCAGUACAUGGACAACCCCAGGCCUUAUCGAUCACGUGCCGUAGUGGAUUACAUGAGGAGCACUGCAGUGACAACUCUACCCAGGCAGCUUUAUGCCCAGAUCUGAACCCCCUGAAGCAUGUGUGGGACAUUAUAGGGCGGCGAAUCCAGGCACGGUACCCUCCAGUACACAAUUUACAUCAGUUAGAAGCAGCUCUGCAUGCUAGUGGUUGUUAUUGAACCGAGAACAGAUCCGACGUCUGACUGGAGGCAUGAGACGUAGGGUGGAAUGUGUCAUCCGGGUACGUGGCGGGUCCAGCCGGUACUGAUUAGUCUCACUGAACACAAACACUAUUGUCUUCAAGGAACAUUUUCAUGUGACAAUAUCAAUGUCAACACCCUUUCAUUGACUUGCACCUCCAUACUUUUGGGGGGUUUGUUUCGGGGUAAAAGCAGUACCCAUGAUAACAUGACGUAAUCGCUAUUAAAUUCUAACCACAGCUCAGCAAUGUUGCGUUUCUGUCUUGCCAGAUGGUUGUUCUAUCAGACAGCAUUUGAAUGUCCGAUUAUUUAGGGCCAUUGCGGACCUGGCAAGUUUUUUGCCAUUUGGCAUUGUGAGAAUUUCAGGGGGUGCUUAUACUUUUUUUCUUUGUGUAUAUUUUGUAUUCUGAAGGUAAGCUACAGAACACUGCUGCUGUGAUACACUGCUUUGACAAAUGGUAUUGGAGGUUUUAGUGAUGUAAGGAAACAAAUCCAUAGUUAAAAUGCCUUGCAAUGACGGAAGGCGUUAAUUAAUAUCCACCACAGAACUUUCCCAGUGCAGCGAUGUAGCUGAUGGUUGGUCUCACAUUUGACCAACCGUUUGUGUAUAACUACUUAUAAAUGCGUUUCUGUCGUUCUUUAAAUUGUUGAUUGGUUCCUGAAAACUCCCUAAAAAGGCCUUAAAUGUGAUGGCUGAUAAUCCUACGAACCCUAAUGUGUCAAGGCCAUGUCGUCAAUCAUUCGUCACCACUCGACCCUUUCUGUAACCUUCGGCUUGUCCCGGAAUAACCCGAGUUGGUCACGAAUGGUCGUCAAUGUGUGGGCCUGAAAUGAUCUCAUCUCAGACGUCUGAUCAUUUUUAUAAUCUAAAUUCCUGGUUGUGUCAAUAACAUUAAAUUUAAUGAAAACUGUAAAUAUUAUUUAGCUUCUUCCAUUCUCCUUGCUUUUGUUGAGUUGCUAUACGUUUCCUUUUCACUAGAUUUGUUUGUAGGAAUAAUUGCUAGUUUUAAUGUUAUGUAUGUACAUGUAAUUACCGACGUUAAAUAUCAUUUUUGCAUUCUUCAAUAGUAAAUUAAUGCAAAAUUUCAAACAGACCAUUUACACACAGCCUUAAAUAAACACGUUUGAUUGGAAUUUUAGAAGUAGAUGAAUAAUAAGAAAGAUACGAUGCUUUAUGGAUGCUAAAAAAGUUGUUAUCUAUAAAGCGUCGUACCUUUCUGAUGUUUUCUCACAAUGUUGCCAGGGGUCUAAAGCGAAAGAUACGUGAAAAUGAGUUCAGCUCCCCGAGGAGAUAUUAUGACGCUAUGUCUGUCCUUGAGAUAUCAUUUGCUGUUUUUUCACAACUGAUUUUUUACCCUUAACAGGAGAGCCUUCUAAUAGCUACUUAAAUUCUAAAAGAAUAUCUGACACUGUUAGUUUAUUUCCUUGCACCGUCAAUGAAAACUUCAAGGACGCCUAUAUUUUUAUGGCGAUUUCUUUUUUAUUAGUUAGUAUAGUUUUUUAAUGUUUUUGUUAAUUUAUAUUUUUGCAUGUAAAAUCAUGCCUAUGUGCAAACAUUAUUGUAUUGUCAUUGUACUGCAUCCUUUAGAUUGCCUUCUUUUAUUACUGAAACUGUUACCAUGCUUUCUUGAAGUUAAUCGCAACCUUCUAUAUGUAACUUAACAUCUUAAUAAACACGGUUGACGGGU